CACUUGACAACGGUAUUUGCCCCUCUGAUAAUCUCUACGGUGCGUUCAAUGUAUCAAAGAAAAUAAUAAACUGGUGGAUGGUUUAUAUAAAAGAAAAUACCCAUUGAAAUCAGGCUGUCGUGUUGGUCGCUUAGUUGAGGAGUGUUUCUGCUUUGGUAAACACAUACAAAGGUGGCCAUGUUGGGUACGGAGUUAUAACAUAAUUCACACCAUGCAGCCGUUAGUUGUAACUUGAUCCAGAGUCACUAAGCACAGAUUUCAAAUUCAUGUCACUGAGUUAAUGGGGACGCGAAAUACUGGUCAUUUGCAGCCGCACAACAGAAGGACAGAAUCAACAGCUUGGAAAUACGGAGGAAGUUUGUUCAUUUGUCACCUGAGUUGCGUGAAUAUAUUUCCAGGUUCAUCUAUCAAAUAGUUGCCAGGAAAUCAGCCCAGAAAUCAAUUGAAGGAGCAUUGUAACUUUGACAGAAUGGGCUGCGCGCCCUCGGAGGUUGCUGCUAACAAAAGUCCCUCCCUAGUCUACACCCACACCAAUAAUAACAUCAACCACAUCCACAGAUCCAACUCAAAGAAAGGGACACACCCUAAGGAAGGGUCUGCGAUCAAAAGUAAUACUCUGCAUAGAGGGAGUCCAUUGCCGCCCCGUAUAUCCGUCACUGUGGCUCCAGACUUGGCCCUCCUGGACGUAGUCCCGACCACGCCCAUUGAAAACCCCACCCUGUCUGGUUAUAUCUACGUACCCCCUCCCAUAUCCGUACUGGUGUACCAAGGAGAAGACAUCUUUACUCGGUGCUACCUCACUGUCAAAGGAGACAGGCUGAUGUUUGAGUCCACAAAGGGCGAGUUUGAUCAAUCAGAGUAUGUGUUUGACAUGUACCAGUAUGCCAGCAAGUGUGCCGACUUGGGUACAACGGUUAGCCUUGUUCACAAGCAGUCAAUGCGAUGUAUCGCCUCGUUAUCAGAAGACGGUAUCGCCACACUCAUGGAUUUUCCAGAAUGGAUGUCCCAAGACAACGAAGAGAUUGAAAUCAAUUCACGAUUGUUCUUACGAACUCAAGAGAGUGCGAAAUCGGAAUACACGUUAUUCCGAUGUCUCAACGGACCAGCAAAAUACCUUGCAAGAGAUGCAGAUACGAACAAGGCUUACCUGUCUCCCUGGAUGCGCUACCCUGCCUUCUUACAACUCAAAGUAAUGACGUCAGAAGACACAGGUGAUGGCGACCAUUCCAGUACGACAUCCGACGAGUAGUCCAUCCAGCAUUUCAGUCAGUCAUCGUCAAGACGGCACGGGCAAGACAGCACGGUCCUCGGCGCCGAAGUCGGCGUCCCGGCGGUACGUUCUGGCUCCACAUGCUGUCUCAGGCUAUUCCUAACUUGGUCGUCCCAGUUCUGUCCAGUAUGUUUUUGGGAAACAUCGUGGUCAUGACCAAUCUACAAGCCCUUUGUUCAUAUUUUGUUGACAUUUAGAUUUGAAUUAUCGAGAACAACACUGCUAUGUUCACGGCAAACUUUCAAAAAAUAAGAGACUCCAGUAGCAAGACAUUGUUCACUGUGAGUGAUAAUGGCACAACGACACCAGACUAUUCUUGAGGUGCGUGGCGCUCUUUGGCGUUAAUUUUGCACAGACCACGUGGUACAGCUUCAAUUGUUUUGUUUAGGAAUUCAAAUUCAAAUGAAUGUUAGACAAAGCUUUUACCUUCCCUUAAAUUAAUAUUUCUUUUAUUUAACGAUAAAAAAAGAAUUUCUUAAAUCUUUGCUGAGCUGAAGUGUGUGCUGUAACAAAAAGGGUAUGAUGAUUUCUUUUUUUCGCCCUUUAUAAAAAUUAUACCAAUGAACGUGUUUUCGAAAACACGAACUUGUUUGUAUAUAUUGAUUUUCCACAAGAAAAAUGUGUUCAUAUUUUAUAAACUGUUUAUGUUUUAGCGCCAAUGAGUAGGGACCACUGGAGUUCUCCAGUGUUUUUUCCCUCGCUAUUCUCUGUAAAGAUGUUUUAAACAUGCUGCGUUUGGUUUCAAUAAAAGUACCGGUUGUUUUACAAACGUGUGGCCUACUUCUAAAACAAGGUCAUGAGGGCAAAUUUUAAAAAAAAUGAGAUGUGCUUUAUCUUUUGGUCUUUACUAAUCACGUUUGCUUCCAGAACAGACAAAAUUAAACAUUGCCAUCGUAUUGUUUGAAACAAAAUCGUUGGAAGUUAAAUGGAUUGCAUUUUUUUUAGAUCACGUUAUUGUUCCAGAAACGUGUGCGUUGUACAUUUCUAUACAAUAUUCAAUAUUUAGGCAGACUGUGACUUGAAUUAAGCAGGUUUUUCUCCAUGACAACAUUCCAUAACUAAAAUUUAGUCACACACUUCCACAGUGUUCAUAUUUGCCAGCCAACCCGCCCGCCAGGUGUAACAUUUCCAAUUCUGUGAAAACAUGAGAGACUGUCCCACGCACACGCUAAUGCCGGGGAUUAGCGAAGUUCUAAGCGGCCUAUCUUGCAUUAAUCCUGACACCAACAAUAGACCACCAUGGCUUCAUCCGUCACACUACCGAGAUUUAUAAAUCCGAUCUUUUGAUGGUAAACCGCCAAUAAUUUGCUCAACAAUGCACACUGUAGAACUCGCCGGAUACCUCUCCAAAAGUGGAACGGCAGUGCACUCGAAACCAGGUGUUAGGUGCCAUUGAUGACAUUUUGUAACGGUAAACCUCUAGGUUAUUAACACUUAUAACCAGGUGAUUUUACUGGUCUAUAAAAGCGUCCGGG
This is a messenger RNA of Patiria miniata (bat star), 2745 nucleotides long. RefSeq lists its product as uncharacterized. Bases 470 to 1249 code for a protein of 259 amino acids. Lineage: Eukaryota; Metazoa; Echinodermata; Asteroidea; Valvatida; Asterinidae. The transcript is spliced from 7 exons. The record is from RefSeq and is a predicted model, not a curated record.